AUGAUUUUUAACUUCUUUCUCUCACUCUUUCUUUCUUUCUUUCUUUCUUUCUUUCUUUCUUCGACCUUUAUUUUUCUCUUCAACUCUCCCUUUCUCUUUUUCUCUUCUCUACCGGUUUUUUUUAACAUUUCUAUUUUACCUACUUCUCUUUCCGUACAUUUCUCUCAAUUUCUCUCUAUUGCUUCUCUUUGUUCUCUCACUCUUUCUCUACUUUCUCUCUUUCCCCCUGUUCUCUCUGCAUUUCUCUCUGCAUUUCUCUCUCUGUAUUUCUCUCUCUGUAUUCCAUCUUUUCUCUCUCUGUACUUCUUUCUAUCUCUUUUCUCUCUUAGCUAUUCAUUCCAGAACUGUCUUUAUUGCUCUAAGCCUUUCCUUCCUUCUACUUCUAUCUUUUUAUCGUUCUCCCUCCCCACUCUCUACAUAUCUAUCUCCCUAUUUCUUUAUAUUGUCACUCUCUUUCUCUUUUUUCUUCUCAUUCUAUUUCUCUCGUCACGUCCUCCCUUUCUCAUUAAAUUUCCUUUCUUUCUUUCUUUCUUUCUUUCUUUCUUUCUUUCUUUCUUUCUUUCUUUCUUUGCACUUCCUCUUCUUAGCUGUAGCACACUCUCAACCUUUCUUCUCUCCCAAUUAUUUAUUCCAGACCUGUAUCCUUAUUUCUUUUCUCCACCCCCUCCUCCUCCUCCUUCUUCUUCUUCUUCUUCUUCUUCUUCUUCUUCUUCUUCUUCUUGUUCUUCUUCUUCUUCUUCUUCUCACCAAUCACUCUUCUUGUCAUUCACUCUCUCUAUCUCACACGAUCUCUCACUGACUCACUCUCUCUCUCUAACUUUCUGCUUUUUUCUUUCUCUUUUUAUUCUUUCUACUUCUCUUCCGCCUUCCAUUUUCGAAAUACCUUCCCCUCUCGCUCCAUUUUGCACUGUGUAUCUCUCGUAUAGACCCCUUUGA
Messenger RNA from Acanthosepion pharaonis, 936 nucleotides. The record is from the annotation of a GenBank genome assembly. NCBI's taxonomy places the organism in Eukaryota, Metazoa, Mollusca, Cephalopoda, Sepiida, Sepiidae.